AUGCAUUUUGGUCUCACGAAUGCUCCUGCGAUUUUCAUGGAUCAAAUGAAUCGCUCUUUCUACGAGUACUUGGAUACUUGUUUAGUCGUGUUUAUCGAUGAUAUUCUCGUUUACUCUAAGGACGAGAAGGACCAUGAGAAGCAUUUGAGACUGGAAGUUGCUUUUAUGGGGCAUGUAAUCAACAAGGAAGGAGUUAAGGUGGAUCCCCCUAAGAUCAAGGUUGUUGUAGAGUGGAAGAGUCCUAAGAAUUUGACCAAGGUUCAAAUUUUUUUGGGUCUUGCUGGUUAUUGUAGGAGGUUCAUUCAAGAUUUCUCUAAGAUAGCUCAACCUCUGACUCGCUUGAUGUGCAAGGACCACAAGUUCGUCUGGUCCGAGGAUUGUGAAGGGGCAUUUCAGAAGCUGAAAAAGAGUUUGACCUGUGUUCUUGUUCUUACUUUGCCAUUAGAGGGUGUGGGGUAUGAAGUGUUCAGUGAUGCAUAG
Messenger RNA from Beta vulgaris subsp. vulgaris (sugar beet), 480 nucleotides. RefSeq lists its product as uncharacterized. The transcript has 2 exons. The record is from RefSeq and is a predicted model, not a curated record. Lineage: Eukaryota; Viridiplantae; Streptophyta; Magnoliopsida; Caryophyllales; Amaranthaceae. Bases 1 to 480 code for a protein of 159 amino acids.